Molecule: messenger RNA, 6820 nt
Organism: Haemorhous mexicanus (house finch)
Lineage: Eukaryota; Metazoa; Chordata; Aves; Passeriformes; Fringillidae
Gene: MARCHF2
Product: membrane associated ring-CH-type finger 2
Exons: 5
Coding region: 3290-4114 (274 amino acids)
Biological process (GO): protein ubiquitination
Molecular function (GO): ubiquitin-protein transferase activity; zinc ion binding
Source: RefSeq, a predicted model, not a curated record
GAUUUUUUUAUUUUGGUUUGUUUUUUGUUGUUGUUGUUGUUUGGUUUUGUUUUUCUUUAGAUUAAUCCACUUAUACAACCUUUUAACAGUAGCAGGGAGCACUUCGGGCCACUCAUCCCAUCUGUGUGUAUCUCUGGUGGCAGUGCCUUAGGUGUGUGAUCACUUGGGUGUGAGGGUGUGGAGGCCAGAUCUGGAGAAGGGGAUACUCUGCCACUAAGUCAGAGCACAGAGGCUACAGGCGCACUGGUGAGGCUGGUGCCUCAGUAGGCAGAACUGGUGCUGGAAGAUGUGCUGCACAGCUGGGACUGAACCUGGGCCAUGGGAAGAUGUGCAUUAGCUGUAUGAGAUGGGGUAGGUGAGAGCAGGUGCUUAGAUGUGUGCAGCAAGCAAUUCUUUGUACAGUCUCCCUCAAGGUGGGGAGAGAUGUUCAGAUGGUUGUAGGGCCCAGUAUUUGGGAAAUCAGUUUUAGUGGUGAAAAGGAAAGCAAUGAUCUUAGGAAAUGCCCUUUAGCAACUGAAAACCUUCAGUUUUCUGGUGACAUUUGCAGGAUGAUAAGGAUUAGAAAACUCAGUGUCUGUGUGCCCAAAGUGGCUGAAAGGGCUUUGGAAAGCAGGCUGGGAAGCUUUGCACCCAGGCUUAAAAGUGAGCAAGGGUCAGAGCUCUGAUUUGCCAUCAGUGAAUGGGUUACCUGCUAAAAAUAAAAAAAAGUCCUUGUGUACAGAUGGGUGGGUUAUGUUGGCUGCACGACUUGGUUAUCUCUGUGAUACCACGGGUGAGGGGCCAGGUCUCAGUUCCAGCAAUCAGGGAAAUGGGUUGCUCAGUGAGAGGAACAGACCAGCCGCUGGCAGCCUCACAUGUUGGGUGUUCUUUGGUGGAGAUGUCCCAGGGAAACCAUUCUGCUCAGGAGCUGGUGUGUACACUCUACCCAAAGCAGGGGCAGCUGGCUCUGGUUCCAGUUUGCACUGGAUCCUGUCAAAGCCACAGGAUUGCUCCAAGGCUUUAGACUGGUUGGGAUAUUCAUUAGUGGACAGGCCACAACCUGCACCUGACAGUCCCCAUUACUGCCAUAAUUUGGCUGAAGCCUUUCCUGUUGUCAUUCUCAUCUUGACUGUGCUUUUCCCUUUGUGGCUUUGAUCCAGAUGUUCAUCUGGUGUGCUGUGGUUUCCCUGUUUGGGAGAAAUAACUGUUUUGUCCAUCUUCAAAGUCCAGAUAUGAAGAACAGAGCUGGGGGACCUUUUAGCUCCUUGACUCCUGCUUACUUCUGCUGGGUGCAUCUCCUGCAUGGAGAGCACUGGAGCAACCUGAUCUUUGCAGUCUUUUGAGGGGGUUUUGCCCACCUCAUUGCCCUUUGGAUGAUACAGACUGGAUUACAUAUCUCAUUGCAGUGCAUGAGGACUGACAAGGGAGAGUAUCUUGCAAGCGUGUUUCACUUAAGCCAUGGAGCAGGAUCCUGCACCAGCAGCCUGGUCUCUGCCUUGGGGCAGUGACAAAGCACAAGCUGCUCUUCAAGGAACUGGCUCAUUUUGCCGCUCGUGUUAAGAGUUUUGGAAUUCUAGUGCAGAAUUCACUCUUCCGAGACAGCUUUCCACAGACAGAGUUUGGGUUUUUUUCAGUUUGAGUAAUUAUCUACAAACUCAGCCCUUUAUGUUCUGGAUCUGCUCAGAAGCUGAGGAUGCAAAUUGUUCUUGAGAAGAGCCUUCCCAUUUAUUUGCUAAUGUCUAACUAUGGCAGCAGAGGGGAUGUUGAUAAUAAACCUAGUGUCUCUGAGACUUUUUAAAAAAAUGUGUGCAAGAAAUGUAUCCCCAAGGAAUGGGCUCAGAAAACACAGGUGCUUAGAAAAAAACAGUGUGUGGUUCAAGCCAGCUGUUUGGGUCUUGUUUCUCACACUGAGAUUUUGAUGUUUCUGCUGUAAACAGAGCUGGGGAAGGGGCUGGAACACAAAUCUGAUGAUGAGCGACUGAGGGAACUGGCUGUUCAGAAAAGGAAGUUCAGGGGGGACCUUCUUGCUCACUACAACUCCCUGAAAGGAUAGUUCAGCCAGGUGGGGGUCAGUCAGGAAACGAGUGACAGGAAGAGAGGAAACAACCUCAAAUUGUACUGGAGAGGUUUAGGCUAAAAAAAUUCCUUCAUGGAAUGGGUGGUCAGGCACUGGCACAGGCUGCCCAGGGCAGUGGUGGAGUCACCAUCCCUGCAGGGAUUUAAAAACUGUGAAUGUGGCACUUGGGGACAUGGGUUCGUGGUGGGCUUGGCAGUGCGGGGGAGCAGUUGGACUAGAUGAUUUCAAAGGCUGUUUCCAACCUGAAUGAUUCUGUGAACACUGGGUUUGGGUUGGAUGAGCUGUUGACAAUUGUAAGAGGAAGGCUGUGUGUUGAUGAGCUGGUCCUUCAGGGAUCAGGAAAGGGACUGACUUGGCUGUUCACCAUGGUUCAUGUUCCACUGGAUAUGGGACUGGGACCCGAGUGCACUGCAGAUGUUGUUUUUGGAUUUCCGUUACUUCUUUACUAACCAUGAAAAUCUUGCUGCUUUUCCUUUGUAUUUGCUGAACGGCAUGAGUCAGAUAUUAAAGCAGUGACUUCAGGUUCCACCCUGGGCUGGACCCUGACAAGGAAACACCAAAUAACUCGUAACAGAAACCUGUGCAUUUCCUGAAGAACGGCAGGGUGUCUAUUCCCUUCCAGCCCCAACAGAGUCCUGGGGCAAGGCCAUGGGGCUGCCUGUGUCUGUUAGAUGUGGAGCACAAAGAGCCUCAGUAUAAAUACUCCCAAGACACAGUCAGUGAGGGCAGUUUUAUUCCAGUAUGCAGAAUGGACUUUUUCCUCUGAACUUUAAAAUAAACAACAUUUUGGCCAAACAAACGGAACUGACCUUUUUAUUAAAAGCAUAUAUCUUCUCAUCCUUGUUUCAGUAAGAGGUUGUUAAUUUUAAAGAACUCCUUAACUUGCAGAACAGCUGACUUAAGUAAUUCCAAUCGCAUUUAUCAUCUUACUUUUUGCUCCUUGCAGUUGGAGAGUUUGUAGCCUUUUUUUUGAGGAGGAGAAAUAAGAAAAGUAGCUCUAACUCUGUGUGUUCUUUGCACAGGUGGAGAGAGAGGCUGAGUCUAUCAAGUUAAUUUUUAAGUUGAUGAAAAGAUUCAAGUUCAUGUUGAAGAGGAUUGACCUGCCCACAAGCCCAAGCUUAUUCCUGCUCAGAAGCAAAGGAAGGAUUACAGAUAGUUACCAAGAGCAGCUUUGAAAAAAGAGAUUAGAAAGUUUUCUAUUAGAAAUUAGAAACUGUUCUGUAAAGUGAGGGAAUGCUACCAAAGUUGGCAUCUUGUUCUGAGACACCAAUGAAGGGCUCUCUCCCUCUUGAACGCACGUACAUGAAGGAAGCUGUCCUGACACAUGAAGCCCUUGGUUGUCUGCCUCUCAGGGACCAGGUUAAAGGCGAUUGGCAAAACCAGGAUUUUUCUAAAUCUCAGAGCAUACCUGAUUUUGAGGAUGAGAUAGCCCCUGCCAGGGAGGAACAUGGCUGUUUCUGGCAGCUUGGGUCUCCCAGCUGCUGGGCCCGGGACAGAGGGGCCCAGAGCUGCCAUGACGACAGGCGACUGCUGCCACCUCCCCGGCUCCCUCUGCGACUGUCCGGGAAGUGCUGCCCUCUCCAAGUCGGUAGAGGAGUCGGACAUGGGCCGCCCGCAGUACAUCACACAGGUCACGGCCAAGGACGGGCGGCUCCUCUCCACAGUGAUCAAGGCGCUGGGCGCCCAGAGUGGCUGAAGGACCCCGGGCCCCGCAAUGAGAAGAGGACACUGUUCUGUGACAUGGUCUGUUUCCUGUUCAUCACUCCCCUGGCAGCCAUCUCGGGCUGGCUGUGUCUGCGCGGGGCCCAGGACCACCUGCAGUUCAACAGUCGCCUGGAGGCCAUCGGACUCAUAGCACUCACUAUAGCACUUUUCACCAUCUACGUCCUCUGGACACUGGUCUCGUUCCGCUACCACUGCCAGCUGUACUCGGAGUGGCGAAGGACCAACCAGAAAGUCCGGCUGAUGAUCCCGGCCUCGCGGAGCCCUCACCCCGUGCCCCACUCCCUCCUCUCCGCCAAGCUCAUGAAGAAGGCCGCGGAUGAGACCACAGUCUGAGCCGUCCCGCGGCCGGCCAGGGUGGAGGGUCAGGCAUCCCCACAGGCCCAGGGACCCUGGCAGCUGUGGGGGCUCUGGAAAACAAUCAUCCCACCCAAAGGGACUCUGUGGUCAGCACAUGCUUUAGACCUUGGCAAAGAGACACAUAAUCAACAUUUGCGGGUGAAAUGGCCCAAAGGAGCCUGAUGGCAGAAAAUGCCUGUCUGCAGGGACACUUUCCUAUAACAAAACACCAUACAUGGAAAACAUCUCCCUCUCUCUCUCUCUCUAUAUAUAUAUAGCUAUAUAUAAUAUUUUUUAAUGGCCAUGCAUAUUGUGUUUCAAACCUUUUGUGUUGAUGUUCUAAGCUUCAGGAUAGAAGCUGGCAAUCUGAUCUCAUUCAGAGGUUAAAUCAAUGCCUUUUCUCCAAAUGAGCAUAUGAGGAACACUUUUCAUCAACCAUUCUUGAAAGUCCCCUUCUCCUUUGCACCAAAUUGGUUUUGAUAUACUACAGCAGCCUUCCCAUUACUCUUUGGUCUCUUUUGUGGUGUUCUGUCCUUUCUAGAAAGUUGAGUGUUUUUAAUAAUUAUUAUAAUCCCAGAAGGAGUAAAAUGACAUAAUACUGAAUGGAGACAUUUUGUAUUGUAAAAUACUGUAAUUUUGAGAAUUUCAAAAUCAGUUUCAGAAUAAGAGAAUCUUUUCUGGCACAGACAUGAUCUCACAAAAUGCUUCCCUUGAGAUCCUGGUUUAUCCCCAGAACUUGGAUGCACUCAGCCCUUGGUCUGUCUGGCAAAGGUAGAUGGAGGAUCCGAGGGUGGGAAGAGAUGGCUCCGUACUAGCUAAACCCACCAUUGCCUUUUGCUUUGAAAAGAUUGAGAAAGGAGCUUUCCUGACCCCAGAAGGUGGGAGCUGGAGUCUCUGUUUGCUGAUGUCCUUUUACCAGCUUGAGGCUGGACCUCCUGUAGCAUCAGUUUCACACGUACCUUAGGGGACAGGCCUUGCCCUGUGGCGCUGGCAGGACGCAGGUGCUCUUGGCCGUCUCUGCGCUUUAUUUGCACAUUCCGGAGGAGCUUCUGGGAUUGGGUUCAUCCCUUGUACUGCUGCCUGCCUGUUGUGUCCUCUAGUGAAACCCCCCCAGUUUGCUGGUCCCAGAGAACAGGCUCUGGGUCCCUUGUCCUGUGGGGCCAGUGUUCCUCCUUCUCCUCCUCCUUUUACCUGUGUUUCCAGCACGUGCAGUUCUCAAAGCCCUCUGUCUCAGAAUGCCCCCUUUGCCAAGAGUUCCCCUGGUCUGGCUUUGGUCCUUGCCUCUGCCACCUCACCGUGUCAGACAGUGCCUGGUGCUGAGCUUUCUUGAGCCUUCUGAGUGGCACAGGCUGUGAGGAUGCUGGCAGUGAUGCUGUCCUGCCAGGUGCUCCAGAGGUGUGUGCAGCUGCUUUGCUGGAGCCUGGGCUCUGGCUCCAUGGUGGUGAGGGUAGAGAGCAGGCAAGAGGCAGGCUCUUAGAGGCCUGUGUCCUUGCAGUGGGUGGUGGUGGUCAUGCACUAUGUCCCUCUGCCCCUUUGCUGAAAGCAAGUGGGUCAGUGCAGUGCCCUGUGAGAUGGACAUCUGUAAUUUCCUGAAUUCAAAACACCAUGUGCACUUCUUCCUCCUCUCUAGCUGCAAAGCAGGCUGUGUUUCCUUGUGUGUUCCCUCAGCCUGAGCUGGAAGUUGCUGGUGGCCUGAGCAGCAGGGACCAGUGUGCCAUCUUGCCCAACAGGAUUGCUCCAGCCCUUGGCCCUGGUGUCUGUCUGCUCUCCUCUGUCCCCUCUCCCAGGUGCAGCUUGGGCAUACCCUGACACAUCUUUCAGCAGCCUCUCUGUGCCCUGAGGGCUGCUCUGAACUGGUCUCUCUUCCAAGUGUGAGGGGCUGGUGUGGCUGUGGGGUGAAUGUCCUCUGCUACAGCCAGGCUGCCCAUCUCUGCUCCCCUCUCUUGGCCACCCCCCCAACUGCCCCUUCUCUUCUUCCACAUACCUGUGGGUGUCUGUCCUUUUCCCAGUCAUGCACUCAUGCAGGGAUUACUCUGCUUCUGGUACUCUUGGUGGAGAGGCUGCUGCAGCCCAGCUCCAGUCACAGUCCCUAGUCCAGUCCCAUCCCAUUCCCAUGCAGGUGCUCCCGCCCUUCACACCCCUUCCAUGGCAGCAGGCUCUGCACCACUGCUCAGUGCCUCGUCCUGGGUGCCCCUUUCUUCAGCCCCUUCCCAACAACCCCCUUGUCACCAGGACAUCACCAGUGAAGAAAAAGGUGGGGGGGGGGUUUAACCUUCCCAGCCCUGGCUGCCUCCCAGGAGCUUGGCCCCACAAGGCACCGAGUUCUGGCAGGUGAUGAGGGAUGCUCUCUCCCGUAGCACGUCCCCAGGGUAAGGACUUCAUGGAGCCAGUGUUCCAGUUAAGAAACCCACCAUCAAUCCAAAUAUGCAACUGUGAAAGACAGAAGCCCUUGGCUGGGGCAGUGGGGGCCUAGUCCUGUGUGUGGCCGUGGCUGCACUCAGCAUCCUUGGCUUUGUUGUCACUGCCAAUAAUUGGAGUUGUUGCAUGUGCCCCCACAAGACCCAGUAGUGACUCUUUGAGUCUUGUCCUCCUUCCCAGAGAUGUUCAGCUCGUGGAUGUGGGCAAUCUGUGUCUGACCCACCACGUUCCAGUGCAUUCUGGGGAAAUGGGCUGUGCAAUGAUGUAAAUAAAAGUGAGACAAAC